AGCAAAGAGAAAAAAAUGGGAAAAGCACCGGCAAUUAUCGGUGUUUGUUCGGUCAUACUGGUGGCCAUGGUGGUGGCGGUGGCGGUUGGUGUUUCACGCAGCAAAACUGGAGGCGGAAGUGACGAGCCGAUGACUUCCACGAAGGCGGUGCAAUCCAUUUGUCAGCCGACCGAUUACAAACAUGCAUGCGAAAACAGCCUCGCGGGAGCCAACACAACCGACCCCAGGGCGCUCAUUCAGGCGAGUUUCCACGCGGCAAUCCGCGAGAUAGAGAAGGUUCUCAACAACUCCGGCACCAUUCAAGACGCGGUGAAAGACCCGAUGUCUCGUCAAGCUCUCGACGACUGCAAAGAGCUGAUGGGUUACUCCAUCGACGACCUCAAAAACUCGUUCGACCAACUCGGUGCAUUCGACGUUAGCAAGCUAGACGAAUACGUCGAGAACCUCAAGAUUUGGAUGAGCGGUUCCAUCACGUAUCAACAAACAUGCUUGGACGGGUUCGUGAACGUAUCGACCGAGGCCGGUGAGAAAAUGAGAAAACUAUUGAACACUUCACAGAUGCUCACUAGCAACAGCUUAGCCAUGGUUACUGAAAUUCCUAAACUCGUAAGUGAUCUUAACAUUACGGGGUUCGCAAUCGGCGGGGCUAAACGUCGGCUAAUGGCUAAAGAUGGGUUCCCUUCGUGGGUUAGUUUUAGGCAACGGAUGUUAUUGCAACGAAAUCCGUCGCAGAUUAGACCUAAUGUCAUCGUCGCUAAAGAUGGUAGUGGCAAAUAUAAUAGCAUCAAUCAAGCGUUGAAAGAAGUCCCUAAGAACAACGCUUCCCCAUUUGUGAUACACAUUAAGGCUGGUGUUUACAAUGAACAAGUUAUUGUUGAUAAGCAUAUGUCAAAUGUCGUGUUCAUCGGAGAUGGACCGACUCGGACCACCAUCACCGGUCGUUUGAACUUUGCCGAUGGCACUUCCACGUUCAGGACUGCGACCGUUGCUGUUAUCGGUCCAAAAUUCAUGGCCAAGAACAUUGGAUUCGAGAACUCUGCGGGAGCCAUCAAGCAUCAAGCUGUGGCCAUUAAGGUCCAAAGUGAUCAAUCCAUUUUCCAUAAUUGUCAAAUGGAUGGAUACCAAGACACCCUUUACUCCCACAGUCAUCGUCAAUACUACAGGGACUGCACUGUCUCCGGUACCAUUGAUUUCGUCUUCGGCAACGCGGCUUCAGUCUACCAGAACUGCAAACUCAUCGUACGGAAGCCGCUCGACAAUCAACAAUGCAUAGUCACCGCACAAGGACGGUCAGAGCGUCGCGAGGCCACGGGCUUCGUCCUCCAGAACUGCUCCUUCACUGGGGCCCCCAACUACCUUCCGGUGAAGGAGAGAAGCAAGACGUACCUCGGCCGACCAUGGAAACAGUACUCGAGGACCAUCAUCAUGCAAUCUCAGCUAGACGACAUCGUCACGGGCGACGGAUGGAUGCCGUGGAUGGGCAACUUUGCCCUCGACACCCUAUGGUACGCAGAGUUCAACAAUCGAGGACCGGGCGCCGUCCAGACCAACAGAGUUAAAUGGAAAGGUAUCCAGAAGAUCAACGCAGUUCAAGCCCAGCAAUUCACCGCCGGUGUGUUCUUACGUGGUGCGGACUGGAUCCAGAACUCCGGGAUACCUUACAUUGCUGGCAUGAUCCCCGGUCUAUAGAGAUUCCGAACAUACUACAUAUGAAAACUAUGAAUAAUU
Molecule: messenger RNA, 1728 nt
Organism: Hibiscus syriacus
Lineage: Eukaryota; Viridiplantae; Streptophyta; Magnoliopsida; Malvales; Malvaceae
Product: probable pectinesterase/pectinesterase inhibitor 21
Biological process (GO): cell wall modification
Molecular function (GO): pectinesterase activity; pectinesterase inhibitor activity
Source: RefSeq, a predicted model, not a curated record